AUGGGCGCCCGGGACCUGGAUGAUGACCGCUUCGCCCUGCGGCUCUUGCUGGGCUCGGGGCCCAAGCGAGGUGCGCACUUGAUGGAGAUCUCCCGGGAGACGGAGAACCGGCAGCAGUACGCGGAGGUGGUUCUGCCGGAGCUGCUGAGUUUGAUCCCUGCUUGCGAGGAUGCCGCCGGUCAGAGCUGGCAGUUUCACUGGCGCCGAACUCCGGCGGAAGGAAACAAACCGCGAGAAACGCCACGCGUCGCACGUGCGGCAAAGCGCAUGCCGAUCAUCAAGGAGGAAAGGCUGCAGAAGUACGAUGCCGAAGGCUUCAAAUUCGAUCGGAUGAAGGCAGAAGUUUCCGACGCCAUCAAGGAAGAUUGGAAGCGAGAUGCCGUCGAUGACGCCAAAAAGCGUGCAAUCACAACGACGGCCAACUACGAUGAGUUCAGACAGCGUGUGGCCGGUUGCCAUUUGAAGCCGAUCCACAAGAACGAGUUCAAUGCUCCGCCAAAGUUUGCGUACAACAGGCAAUCGGAGCAAGCCUCGGCCACCUCUACCCCCAUCGUGCCUGCGACGGUCAUAGACAGAGUCGCCGGAGCCUGCAAGCAAGGAGAACUCCGCAAUAUGCGGGAGCUUGACAAGGAGCUGAGGCGGCGACAGACCGCUGAGGAACGGGCAGAGCUGGUGCUGAGAAUGGCCCCAGACUCUGUGAAGCGAGUCUUCCGGGAGAUGGAUGCGGAGGUCUUCCAGAAAGUCUUGGAGUCCUUAGAGCAGGCGGACCGGGGGGCGGUGCCCUUGGGGGCGGCACGGCAGUUCCUCUCGCAGAUGGCCACGCUUUGCCCCUCCUCAACCUCACAGGCUGCUGCCUUCUUCUCCGUCGAGGAGCGAGGUCUGGUGACCCGCCUGCUAGCCAGAGACGAGGCGCAGGUGGAGGAUCCUGAAGUGGUUCGCCUUUGUGCCAGCUGGGGCAUUACGACCUCCAGCCUGGCGGCAGUUUGGGUAGUCGAGGGCCAGCAGAUGCUUUCGCUCUGAGCCGCGGAGGUGCGAGUGCAGCUGCCAGAGACACGAAUCCCAAUUGCAUGGACUG
Effrenium voratum is the source of this 1075-nucleotide messenger RNA. Lineage: Eukaryota; Dinophyceae; Suessiales; Symbiodiniaceae. The record is from the annotation of a GenBank genome assembly.